UUACAAUAGAAUACAGAAAUGGCGUGUUGUGCAAUAUUUUAUUCGACAAUUUUCAAUAUGAUAAAGAUUUUAUUUUAAUUAAAAAUUAAUUAAUUUUAAGAAACAGUGAAUAGUUGUUACAAUUAAAUCGAGUUGCUAUUCUGUACGGUAAUCAUCAUCAAGUGAAAGUCGUGUGCGCUAUGUCAUCGUUGGCCGAAAAUUUGGACGGUGUUUUUUUUGGACGACUGUGUCCAAAUAUCUUGUAAUUCUGAUGUUAUUAUCGGAGUUUUCGUACAAAAUGAACUGGUUUCGAGGUGUUAAUCGCCAAUAUGUUAUUACUUGAACGCUAUUGUUCAGCCCUGCUGUCUUGAACAACCUCUAGUUUAAGAAUUUUAUGAAAUUUGUUCGACUGGAGGUGUGUUACAUAAAAUCUUCUAAAUGAAGAGAAUGCCCAGAGGCCGUAGUCAAAUGCCCUUUUACGGGCAUGCCCCGUGUCCAGAUAAUGAUAUGCCGCAUAUGCAGCGAGGCCCAUGUUUUACCGAUGGUUACGGUAAAAUGGACGGACCUUGCGGUAUGGGAGUCGGUGAAUUCAAAUCUCCGAUGAUGGCUAAUCCAGAACCACCCCCACCACCUCCUAAAAAGAAACGAAGGACUUCGAAUACAAUGGCAGCUGCACCACCGCCACCUCAGUCGCCAGCUAUGCAAGAUUUACUACCUCCUCCGCUAACCGGUUACGGCGAUACAAUCGUAGCUUCAAAUCCAUUCGACGACACUCCACCUCCGACUCCUACGAUGUCUCAUAUGAAUCCAAUGAAUCACGUCAACAAGCACAUGAACGUAGGUCCUUGCAUGUCACCAGCUGCUUCGAUGAUGGGAUCGAUGAGUCCGUGUCACAUAGUCGGAUCGCCGAUGAAUUGCGGUCCACCAGUCGGCAGCCCGAUUAAUUGCGGCCCUUCGAUGGGCAACUGUAGUCCAAUGCCAGGUGGCGGAAAUAACCCGAACUGUGGUCCAAUCGGUAGUCCUCAUGCAGUUUGUAAUACCAGGCAAGUUAGUCGAAGUCCGUUGAUGUGUCCUCCUAUGAGUAAUGCCGGCUCAGUUAUGAAUUGCGGUCCGGGAAGUAAUAAUCCAAUGAACGUGAAUUCGGUGCAUUCGAUGAAUAGAAGUCCACAAUCGUUAGGCAGUCCUUUGAGUUCAGUUAUGGCAUCAAAUGUCCGCGGAAACUCACCUCUGGACUGUGGCUUGGGUUUAAACUCGAUAGGAUCUCAAAAAGGUAGCCCUAUGUCGGUGAUGAGUUCGCACAAUAUGAAUAGUUUGAAUUGCGGCUCUCCGAUGGGUAGUCCGUCCAACGUGCAAAUGAAUAAUUGUAAUAACGGUGGCAUGAAUAUGGGUUCACCGAUUACCAGCCCAUUAGGCAAUGUACCAUGCUCGAUGCAAAGUGGGCCUGAUUUAGGUAUGAAUUUGAACGGUGUCAUGAGUCGAAGUCCGAUGAACGCGCCUCCUAAUUCCGUUGGUAGUCCUAUGUUGUGCAAUUCAACGAUGCGUGGACAAUCUCCUUUAGGUGGUGGUCCUUUAGGCAAUAGCCCGAUGAACAUGAAUUGUAAUUCGAAUCCUAACGUAGGAAUAAUGGGACCCAAGUCCGAUUUAAAUAUGAACGAACUAGCGGCAAUGGGUAGAGAUAACUGCGGUCCUGGCCACAUAUCAAUGAAAUCGAACCAAGGGCCAGGAUGCGUCAUGCCGAUGAACAAUCCGUGCUCGCGACCGUCCGAUAUGAACUCGAUGCAACCUUGCGGGCCGGGACAAAUGAACAAUUCGCCUCAUUGUAACCCAAUGAUGAAUAAUCCUGGUGGCUGCGGCCCCGGUAUGAAUAAUUUACCAUGUAUAGGAAAUAAUAUGAACCGACCGCCGUGCGGAGUGAAUCCUAUGAGUAUGGGUAAUCCGUACGAUGGCAUGAAUCCGCAAUGCAGACCGAACAUGAACCGAUCUCAGUACCCUAGACAUAUGAACAGCAUGCAUUACGGUGGCCCACCACCGAAUAGUAUGAAUAGUAUGUGCGGACCUCCAGACAUGGGCAAUAUGCCGUGUCCACCAAAUAACCAAAUGCAUUGUAACGACCAGGCUAUGAAUAAUCCGCAAUGUGGCGUUAAUCAAAAUAUGAACCAGUGCGGAGGAAACAUGUUUAAUUCGCCUUUUUCGCCGUUCGAUUCAAGAUGCAGUCCGAAUUUACCUUUCAAUGAAGUUUCCAUGAAUAAUGGCGGAGGAUUUUACCGCAAUAUGAAUCAUACAAGCCAAGCGCCGUGUAUGCCGAAUAUGCGUAACCCUUGUAACGUUUCGAGCGCCAGUGACUUACCCGGUCCUGGAGAUAUGUCCGCCAUUAAGACCGAAUCCCGUGACCACAGCGAUCUCAGCGCCGAUAUUUCGAAUACAGUUUGCGGAUUAACAUCCUCGGACAACAAUGACGAUCUAGGAUUGAUGUCUUGUGGCGCGGAUAACUUUCUGAAAGAAGACAGAAAACCGAAAGAUUGCAACGGUGGUCUUUCGUUAGAAGACGAAGCCGAUAAAUUAGACGACGUUAAAAAUAAACUAGAUCUUGAUAAGAAAGACGCCAUCGUUAAAAUAAAAGAUGAAAAAAUUGAUGGUAAAGAAGACGACGAUGUUAAAACCAUAAUUUCCCCUUCAAGCUCCGGUGCAUCUUCUCAAGGCCCUACCAAUACUAUUACGGUGACCAGCGCUUCAACCACGUCCGGCACAACGACCAGUUCUUCUGUUACCAGCGCAGAUCCAGAUAACAACGAUAAUUCGACAGCUAACGCUACCAGCGAAGGAGUCAAAAACGAUACCGAAGAUGAUUUAUUCAAAAGCUCAGACGGAGUUAAUUCCGGUGCAGGGAAUACGAACAACGAAUCUGAAAAUAACCGAUCGGCCAACGAAACUAAUGAUAAAGAUGACUCGGAAGACAAGCUCCACUGUUCAAAUGAAAACGAUACCAGUUUCGACGAUAACGUCGAUAAUACUCGAGAUGACAAAAAUUCUUCGGCCAACAACGAAUCCGCCGAUGCUACCAAUUCAAAUUGCCCCGAAUCCGAGAAUACUGAAGAUCGUAAUAAAGAAAACGAUAGUUCUACUCCGAUUAAGCUAGAAAAUGACGAAUUUUUCGACGGCGUAAAAAAUGUUUCAGAUUUAGGCACCGGUGCUCCUUCUCGUCCUGGAAAUAAUUUCAGUAACGGAAACGUCAUCCCUACGAGUAAUUUUGGCCCUGGCAACGAUGUCUCCGGUGUAAUGAAUAAUCCCUCGUCGUGCAUGAGCGAUACAAUGUGUACGUCUUCGGUAAUGCCGAAUAUGAAUAGGACCAUCAUGUCAAAUGCGAUGAAUCAUUCGAUGAAUUACCCUACCAACAGACCGGUGAAUAUUGUAAAUCCGUUGCAGGUAUAUCCUUCUAACAAAUCCAAGGUGUAUAAUCCGCAGAAUCCGAACGCGCCUCCAAUUUACGCGUGUGGGCAUUGUCACAAAGAAGUUAACGAUAACGAUCAAGCUGUUUUAUGCGAAUCAGGGUGUAAUUUUUGGUAUCACAGAACAUGUUCUGGAUUAACAGAACCAGCGUAUCAACUCUUGACAGCAGAAAUUUACGCCGAAUGGGUUUGCGAUAAGUGUCUAACAACAAAGAAAAUACCGCUAGUAAAAUUUAAACCUUAAAUCAAAAGUUACUGAGGCCUAAUUUUCCUAUUCUCUUAGUAUUUUAAAUCACACUCGGAUUAUUUAUUUUUCUUUUUCGUUUCUAAGAAAUUAGCGUAUUUUUGACGAUGAUUAAUCACAUUUUUAAUGAAAAAAGAUACUCAUUUAGGAAAUAUUUUAUGUAUAUUGUAAUUAUGGUGUUAUAUAUUUUAAUGAAAAAAAAAUGUUGUGUAGCUAAUACUAGCUUUAGAUACCUUUAAAAUUUAUAAGUCCCGAGUGAUGAUCGAGUUCGAGUGUUAGUUCAGUUAAAAACUGAUUCGUAGAAUGUUCGUGAACCUUAUACAUAUACAUAGCUAUGAAGAGCUGAAAAUUUUGAGAAAUUUGAAGGAGUUACGAGUACAAAACUCAAUUUACCAUGGGAGCAGUUCAUUUGGAGAGUAUCGAGUGUAGUUUUCUUUUCUCGCGUUCAUAUCGUGCAAUUGUGUAGAUUUGAGAAAAAUUGCUGGAAGUAUUUACCAUUUUUCGAAUAAAAAGUGCAUGCAUGAUAAUUAUUAUGGAAUCAGUGACCGGUGCUUUGAGCGGUGUACCGAUGCAAUCGGGAGUGAUAGAGAAACUGGUCAGAAUCGGUAUUUCGCUUCGAUUUAUUCUUUCUUUCCUGUUCUACUUAAUGUGCUUUCGUAUGAUUUUUCCUUUUUUUGUGCCAUUUUUUGAAAUUCACUUUCCAUAUUGAGAGCACGCCUUUAUUCUAGAUACCCUAUUUUAUGUUUUUUUUGUGUAUGUUUUUCCUUCUUUCCUCUUAAAAGCCUUACAGUAUAACUUAGGUAAUAGGUAUUGAAUCACAUUCGAUACUCGUAAAUGUGUAAUUUUUUCCUUUUUCUAAUGUUGACGUACUUUUACCUUUUCGUGUACUGUAAUAUUUAAGGCGUAGCGUUUUAGCGUAGAAGUAGUGUAUAACUAAUUGUUUCAUUAUUUUUAAGCAAAUAGUUGUGAACUGGUUUCAACGAGUUUUUUUCCCUAAACCAUUAAUGACGUUUUGUUUGAAUUAAUACCAGUAAACGUGUUUUUUUUCGCUAGUGUGCGUGAUUGCUGUAUUUCUGUUUGCAUAUUCAUACUUAUUUAGCUGGGUUAUUUAUUUUUUCUUUCUUAUCUGUUGUACAUUGUGUAUUUUAAUUAUAAUUGUUUACUAAAUUAA
Molecule: messenger RNA, 4840 nt
Organism: Planococcus citri (citrus mealybug)
Lineage: Eukaryota; Metazoa; Arthropoda; Insecta; Hemiptera; Pseudococcidae
Product: protein pygopus-like
Exons: 7
Coding region: 418-3669 (1083 amino acids)
Source: RefSeq, a predicted model, not a curated record